UCUAUGCUCACGCCCUAGUAGUCUUCCUUCCUAUUACUAUUAGUAUUAAGCAAAGGAAAAGCAAAAGCAAAAGCAACAGCAAGAGAGAGAAAGAUUUCAUUUCAGAGAGACACACAGAAAUCCCUCUUUAACAAUAACAGCCCAAAGCCCCAAAACUUUUCCAGACUCAGAAUCAAAAAAAUAUAUAUAUAUUUCAUUGGGAAUUGAUUUCCUAGGGUUUUUUUUUUUUUUUGCUUCUCUCUCGUUUUCCUCUUUCAUUUCAAUUCCCAAAUCCAACCUCAUCAUUUCCAUCUCGGACCGAUCCGACUCAGUCAUCAUUCGGUUAGUCAUUCACUACAAUUUGACAAAGAAGUUCAAAUUUUCUGUUUAUAUAUGUAUAUAUAUUCAUAGACGUAUAUAGAUAGCUAUAUAUAUAUAUAUAUAUAUAUACACACACGUUUGUGUAUAAGAUUUUAUAUAUUUGUGGAGUAUUGUGAUGCGAUUGUCUUCGUGGAAUCGAAGGAUCACUACGAAUCGGCAGUCUGGGCCUCGGCUUCGGAAGAAGCACAAGAGGCUCGAUGCCAUAUGUGAGGAGGAGUAUAAUCGGAAUCAUGUCGAAUCGAAUGAGGGUGACGGUGGAGGAGAUGGGAUGGGGGAGCUAAGGAGAAGCUCGCGGGUGCGGCGUGCCCCGGUUUUGCUGGAUGUUUCGCCCCCUCCGGCGAAGAAGAGACGGAAAAUUGGGAAUAGUGUGAUGUUUAUUGGUGAGAAGAUUGUUAAGAGUGACUCUUCGCCGGUGCAGUCUCGUGGGAGUGCGGAUCUUGGGGGUGUGGAGACUCCCGGGAGUUGGAAAUCAAGGUUGAGAUCAAGGGGGAGGAAUGUAGGUUUUGGGGUUAAGGAGGAGAGGGGUUCACCCAGUGGGAAGAGGAAACUUUUUGACGAAAAGGUUGAGAUUAGGGAGGAGGAUGAGGUGGUGGUGGUGGUGGAUGAGAAGAAAGAGGAAUUGGGAGGUGGGAAUUCUACGGUAGUGAAGUCUAAGAGACCAGGGAGGGUUAAAGUGGAAAAUGAUUUGAGGGAAGGAGAGAAAGAGAAUGAGUUGAAUGGGAUGAAGGAGAAGAGUGAUGGGGAAGAAGUGGAGGUCAUUGGUGAUAUGGGUGACGAUGAGGGUAGGUCGGUUUUGGAAAGUGGAAUGGGUGGUGGAGAUGAUAUAGAUAUUGUGGUGGAUGGUAAUGCCACAGAGUUAGUUGAGGAAGAGGAGAGAGGAACAUCUGUUGAUUUGAGGUUGGAAGAGGGAUGUGUUGGCAAUGACAAUGUGGUAACCAUGAAACUUAGUGAUAAUCAAGUAGAACAAUUAGAGUGUGGGAAGGAAGGAGAAAGUCAAAGUGAUGAUGUAGAAGUUGUUGGAAUAUUGGCAAAGGAAGGAGAAGGUCAAAAUGAUGACAUAGAAGUUGUUGGAAUAUCGGCAAACCAAGUGGAUAAUGGAGGAUCUCAUGAUGGGAACGAAGCUGAUUUGGCUAAGGUUAAUGACAUACCUUCGGAAGAUCAAAAUGCUAAGAAGGUAGAUAAGUCCAAACGUGCUUUAAGUGAUACGCUUGGCAAGCCACGUGUCAAAGAGGGUAGACGAUGUGGUUUGUGUGGGGGAGGGACUGACGGUAAACCUCCAAAGAGGUUAAUUCAAGAUACAGGUGAGAGUGAAAAUGAGGCAUACAGUGGCUCUUCAGCAUCAGAGGAGCCUAACUAUGACUUAUGGGAUGGUUUUGGAGAUGAACCUGGCUGGCUUGGCCGUCUUUUGGGUCCUAUAAAUGAUCGGUAUGGUAUUGCCGGAAUAUGGGUUCAUCAACACUGUGCUGUAUGGAGUCCAGAGGUUUAUUUUGCUGGUUUGGGAUGUUUAAAGAACGUAAGGGCUGCCCUUUGCAGAGGAAGGGCUUUAAAAUGCUCCCGCUGCGGGAGGCGAGGAGCGACUAUUGGAUGCCGGGUUGAUCGGUGUCCAAAAACGUACCACUUGCCUUGUGCACGAGCUAAAGGUUGCAUCUUUGAUCAUCGCAAAUUUCUUAUUGCCUGCACAGAUCAUCGGCGUUUUUUUCAACCUCAAGGUAAUCAAUAUCUGACCCGGAUAAAGAAAUUGAAGGCUAAGAAAAUAAAGUUGGAAAUGAGGAAGCUUUCAAAUGAUGCUGGGCGAAAGGAUAUUGAAGCAGAAGAGAAAUGGUUGGAAAAUUGUGGCGAGGAUGAAGAAUUUUUGAAACGUGAGAGCAAGAGGCUUCACCGAGACUUAUUAAGAAUUGCACCUGUGUACAUUGGAGGCUCAGAAUCAGAGAGUGGAAAAUUGUUUCAGGGUUGGGAUUCGGUUGCUGGGCUUCAAGAUGUCAUACGAUGCAUGAAGGAAGUUGUCAUAUUACCUUUGUUAUAUCCUGAGUUCUUUAAUAAUCUUGGCAUUACACCUCCUAGAGGUGUUCUUUUGCAUGGGUAUCCUGGAACAGGUAAGACUCUGGUGGUUCGAGCACUGAUAGGUGCAUGUGCUCGUGGUGAUAAACGGAUAGCAUAUUUUGCUCGCAAAGGUGCUGAUUGCUUAGGAAAAUAUGUUGGUGAUGCUGAGCGCCAGCUGAGACUCUUGUUUCAGGUUGCUGAAAGAUGUCAACCUUCUAUAAUAUUCUUUGAUGAGAUAGAUGGGUUGGCACCCUCCCGCACAAGGCAGCAGGAUCAGACUCAUAGUUCAGUUGUGUCAACAUUGCUUGCUUUAUUAGAUGGUUUAAAGUCUCGAGGUUCAGUCAUAGUAAUAGGUGCAACAAAUCGUCCAGAUGCUGUUGAUCCAGCGUUAAGGCGACCUGGGAGAUUUGAUCGGGAGAUUUAUUUUCCAUUGCCGUCAAUUGAGGACAGAGCUGCCAUUUUGUCGCUACACACUCAAAGGUGGCCAAAACCAAUUACUGGAUCCUUGCUUAAUUGGAUUGCAAAAAAUACUGCAGGUUUUGCUGGUGCUGAUCUGCAAGCUCUCUGUACUCAAGCAGCCAUUACUGCUUUGAAGAGGAAUUUCCCUUUGCAGCAAAUUUUAUCUGCAGCUGGAGAGAAAGUUUCUGGUCAUAAGCGCCUUCCUCUUCCUGCCUUUGCAGUAGAGGAGAGGGAUUGGUUAGAGGCUCUAUUGUUUUCUCCACCUCCAUGCUCUCGCAGGGAAGCAGGAAUUGCUGCUAAUGAUAUAGUAUCUGCUCCCCUUCCCAGACAUCUUGUUCCUUGUCUUCUGCAAUCAUUAUGCACUCUGCUAGUUUCCCUUUAUCAUGAUGAACGCCUAGGGCUACCAACUCCUAUUUCUAAAGCUGCUGCAAUGAUUGAAAGUGUAAUGGUUUCUGCUUUAGAUAAGAAGCAAAUGCCUACUGAUUGUUGGUGGUCCCAUCUUGAUGAUUUUAUCAAAGAAGCAGAUGUUGCAAAGGAACUAGAGAGAAAACUUUCAUAUUCAGGCAUUUUAUUUGGAGAUGCUGACUUUGCUGGUUCUGAUGUGUCUAAUGAUGACACUGUUGAUAACUUUGUACAGUUUGAACCUUCAAUAAAAUAUCAUGGUGACACUCGCUCAAGUUUGUUACAAAAUAUAUCAAUUUCAUCAGCAAAAACAUCAGGAUUCCGAUUAUUGAUUGCUGGAAGUCCCAGAUCUGGACAGAGGCAUCUUGCUUCUUGCCUUCUCCACUGCUUUGUUGGGAAUUUUGAGAUUCAAAAGAUUGAUUUGGCUACAGUUUCACAAGAAGGACAUGGAGAUGUGGUGCAGGGGAUAACACAAUUAUUAAUGAAAUGUGCUAGUGUGGGGUCAUGUGUUGUAUUUAUGCCAAGAAUUGAUUUGUGGGCUGUGGAGAAAAGUCAAGUUAUUGAGGAGAGUGAUUCCAGUUCAAAACACCAUCAGUUUCCUGAUUUCACACAUGGUCAAGCUAUUCAAAAGGAGAAUGAGUUUGGUACACAGAAAAUCAAAUCAGCAAAGAUGGAUGAUCGCCUUUGUGCUGUCCAAAGUGCUUCACAUGCCUGGAGCUCAUUUAUUGAGCAUGUGGAAUCUAUAUGCGGGUCUACAUCCUUGAUGAUUCUGGCUACUUCAGAAAUUCCAUAUACAGUACUUCCACAUAAAAUAAGGCAGUUCUUUAAGAGUCACUUAUCAAAUUGCAGUCAGUCAACUCCUUCAGAGCACACUGUCCCUCGAUUCUCUGUGCAGAUUGAUGGCAAUUUCAGCCAUGAUGAUAAGGUGAUCAAUCUUUCUGCAGAAGAGUUAUCAAAGGAUAUUCUUAGACAGCUUGUUCAGCUCAUUCAUAAAAAAUCUCACUUACAUACCAGUUCAUGCAAGGAGUAUACAACCUGUGAUUCCAUUAAAGGCUAUACAGAUAAAAUAAAUCAUAGUUCAGAUAAUGGAUCAGGUAACGUACAUGAGGCUAACUCACAAUUUCCUGAUGAGUCUUCUAUAAAAGUUCCACAACCACCCAACAAUAGAAUUUUGAAGGGGAAAUCAAGCUUGCUGUUAGCAAUUUCGACAUUUGGCUAUCAAAUUCUGCGAUAUCCUCAUUUUGCUGAACUUUGUUGGGUCACUUCAAAACUGAAAGAAGGUCCCUCUGCUGACAUAAAUGGACCUUGGAAGGGCUGGCCUUUCAAUUCUUGUAUAAUUUGUCCUAAUGACUCCUUAGAAAAGGUAGCUGUUGCUUGUGGUGCCAGCACUAUUAAAAGCAAAGAAAAAUCUGGACUAGUUAGAGGCCUUAUUGCUGUUGGUUUAUUGGCAUAUAGAGGUUCCUACACAUCACUUAGGGAAGUCUCCUUUGAGGUGCGCAAGGUUCUUGAGCUCCUAGUUGGACAGAUCAAUGAAAAGGUUCAAGCUGGAAAAGACAGAUAUCAAUUUGUUCGUAUUUUGUCGCAAGUAGCUUAUCUGGAAGAUAUGGUUAUUAGCUGGGCGUACUCACUGCAGAGUUUAGAGAUGGAUGCUCCAACAGUAGUGCAAGACCCUAUGCUAACUACUAUGGAAUCUGUAGAUAAGCACUUUACAUGUGUGGAUAAUCAAGUUCAAAGUGAGGAAUGCAGGUCAAAUGCUUGUGGCAAUAGUUGUGAUGAACCAGAAGUGCUGGAGGAAAGUCCUCAAGGAAUUGCUGCUGAAAAAAUUGAAUGUGUUGACUUGAACAAAGGAAAUGGUGAUUUAAGUUAUCCUUGCUCUGAGAAAAGGGUUGCAAUUUCCGAAAAAGGUUCUCCACAGAAAAUUGGCCACUUGGGUCAUUCAACCAUGGACGAACUUCACAAAUCUGCUGAUGCUAAUCAGUUGGUUGGUAAAAUUUUAAAUAAGCAGAAUGGGAUGAAAUCUGGACCUUAUAGAAUGGAAAAUACUGAAAGUCAUGCAUUGGUGGAUGAUAACUCUAGAUCCUCAAUACAUUCUAAUGGAUUUGCAUUCAUAGAAUCUAGUGUCCCUUCUGAGAUUGGUCUCAGUAGGUCUGGUGAAUUGGGCUCCAUGGAAGCCUGCAACCAGGUUAAUGGUUUGCCCUCAACAAGGACUGGCACUUCAUGCAGUGAUGGUAAGCCUGAUGCUGAUAAGCAAGCAGUGGAUAACAGUUUCUCCCCGAGCAACACCAGUAUUUCUGGCAAGGGGUUUGUUUGUUUGUAUCAAUGUUGCCCUGAAUGCCUAUACAACCUUCACGGUUUGAUGCAGAAAAUCCUUAUUCAUGUAUGGGGAUUAAAUGGGAGCCAUUGGACGGUAGAGGAUGUCCACGAUAUUGUUGCAUCAUUAUCUGUGGAUAUUCUUUCAGCGUUUAAAAAAGUUUACAUUUCUGAAAAUUUCAGUGGUUCAUUUGAUGGGAAACUGAAAGACAGGAGGAAUGUUGAAUGUCCAGAAAUGAGAACUUGUCAUUGUGAAAAUUCAGGAAAUAGUGGUGUCAUGCCGAUGGAAUGUAGUUGUCACUCCAUAAGCCAAAGUGCAACUACAAAAGCAAAUGCCUCCAAAAAUACUCAACUCAGGCUUGAUUCAAAAUUUCUUUUCAGAGAUGGUGUACUGGUUCAUGUAGAUCCUGGCGAGGACGUUUCCUUUCACUGUAAAUUUGAGACUUUGUGCCUAUGUUCUCUUAUAGAGUUGAUAGUAAUGACCAAGCAGCCUUUUGAUUGAUUUGAUGUUUUAACAAGCUUUGAUUGCUCUGCCAUGGCAGUGAUUGCCACUGCGACGGGAUUUAGGUGUGAAACAAUUUUCAAGAGAUGAAAAAGAAACCAAAUUUUGUCGACUGUUUCAGUGCAGUUCCUUUUCUUCUUUGAUGAGCAACGAUAGUAGGGCAGUUUCUUGCUUUUCCCCAAAACUACCUAUAGAAUUUUUGACUCAUUGCUAGAAGCUAAUCUACACGGUGUAAGUAUUAUUUUCUGUUAGGUGAUUUAUGCCUUCGUAUGUAUAAAGCUCUUAUUUCAUAUUCCCUUAUGUAUAUUUUGAUGGUAUCACCAUUUUUUUUGGGGUUAAUACAAGUGCAGCUAAUAACUGCAUGUUUACGAGA
This is a messenger RNA of Quercus lobata, 6446 nucleotides long. RefSeq names its product P-loop containing nucleoside triphosphate hydrolases superfamily protein. Gene Ontology annotation, cellular component: nucleus. Lineage: Eukaryota; Viridiplantae; Streptophyta; Magnoliopsida; Fagales; Fagaceae. Gene Ontology annotation, biological process: nucleosome disassembly; nucleosome assembly; transcription initiation-coupled chromatin remodeling. The coding region runs from base 476 to 6073 and encodes 1865 amino acids. Gene Ontology annotation, molecular function: ATP binding; histone binding; chromatin binding. The record is from RefSeq and is a predicted model, not a curated record. The transcript has 6 exons.